Galeopterus variegatus (Sunda flying lemur) is the source of this 2732-nucleotide messenger RNA. RefSeq names its product coiled-coil domain containing 73 (gene CCDC73). The transcript has 11 exons. The record is from RefSeq and is a predicted model, not a curated record. NCBI's taxonomy places the organism in Eukaryota, Metazoa, Chordata, Mammalia, Dermoptera, Cynocephalidae. Bases 1 to 2538 code for a protein of 845 amino acids.
AUGGGAGAAGAAAACAUCAGUCUAACAAUCAAAGAACAAAAAUUUCAAGAACUUCAAGAAAGACUCAAAAUGGAAUUGGAAUUAAAUAAGAAGAUUAAUGAAGAGAUUACCCAUAUUCAAGGAGAAAAACAGGAUAUCAUCAUUUCUUUUCAACGUAUGCAGCAGCUACUUCAGCAACAAAUUCAAGCUAAUACUGAAAUGGAGGCAGAAUUGAAGGUGCUAAAAUUAAUCGGGCAGACCCUUCAGAGAGAUAAUGAGCUGCAAAGGGAGAAGGUAAAAGAAAAUGAAGAAAAAUUCCUUAAUCUUCAAAAUGAGCAUGAGAAAGCACUGGGAACUUGGAAAAGACAUGUUGAAGAACUUACUGGAGAAAUUAAUGAAAUUAAAACUGAAUUAUCAUCACUUAAAGAAACUCAUAUUCAGUUACAAGAACAUUGCAAUAAAUUAUGCAAUCAGAAAAAGGUUGAAGAAGACAAGAAGUUUCAGGAUGUUCCAGAAGUAAAUAAUGAAAACAGUGAAAUGUCAACUGAAAAAUCAGAAAACCCUGACAUUCAAAAAUAUAAUUCUGAGCAAGAAAUAAGGGAAGGAAAUACUAAGAGUUUUUGUUUGGAUACUGAAGACAGAGAAAAAGAGGAAAAGAAAGAAGACCCACCUGUAGAAGAAAUCAUUAUAGAAGAUUUACAGCUUUUUGAGAAAAGCUUCAAGAAUGAAAUUGAUACUACUGUAUCUCAGGAUGAAAAUCAAAGUGAAAUCUCCCUAAGCAAAAUUCUCUGCAUAGAUAAAGUAAUUAGUCAAGAACAAACCUUGAAUGUUACUGACAUUAGAAAAUCAGUUACUACAGAAAUAAAAGACAACAUGUGCUUGGAAAAAGACAAUGGAUGUACAGUAUAUAAGUCACCAAAUAAUCCUUUUUUAGUGGUAGAUACAUCAGUAGAAACAGAAAAGAUACAAGAAAGAACUGAAGGAUUAAAGCUUCACCAUGCAGAUGUACAUCUGAAGCUUGAAAGUAACAGAACGUUAUUUAAUAGUAUUUUAAAUGAGAUGGCUCAUAGGAUAAAUCAUAAUAAAGAUGUUUCUGAAAAUGAACCAUUCAAACAACAGUUGAGAUCACUUCCAGGGAUUCAAGAAAAUGCUACAGAGAAGGAAAUUACAGAUAGUGACCAAACCAAAGCAGAUUUGGAUUCCUCUCAAGAUGUAAAAAAGAAUACUGUUCAGUGUCAGAAAUACUGUUUACAGAAUUCAAGUAAUGUUAUGUUAGAUGAUAAACAAUGUAAAAUAAAACAAAUACAACUGUUAGAUAAAAAAACUGAGUACAGCAUAUUACCUUUUAAACAAACUUCAGAUUUUCAGCAAAUCUAUAAUGAUAUUUUAGAAAAACCUGAACUUACUGUUCCCUGUGAUACAGUAAUCAAUCACCCGAUUUCAUCUGCUGCUUUCACUGAUAAUUUGAAAGUACUUAACAGUUCAGAUAAAAAUGUUAACAGUAUGUCUAUGUUGGUGAAACCCAAUUCAAGCCCUGUGCAAAGAACUAAGUGGGAAAAUAUGAAUGAUAUACAAAACAGUCAAUUUAAAAGCUGUUUUGGAUAUUUAGAAAACAGUAAUGUGACCAUUUCUCAUCUUCAGGUUAAUGAUGAGAAUAGUCAUGCUUCACAGGCCAAAGAUGUGGAAACUGCUAUUCACAUGAAAACUUCUACAGAAAUUCAGUUUUCCAGUAAACAGAGUCAGAUUGAUGAGGAUCAGAUAACUGAAACCACAAAAAAUGACCUCUUCCUCUUUGUGAAUGUUAAUGAAAGACAGCAUACUUUAUUAAAUAAUACAGAGAAAACAGAGCCAUUAAAUGACAUUGUUUCAGGAAAAAUGUACAGUGAAGGACAGCUGGAUGAAUCACAUUCAUUUCACAUAAAGCCAUCUGCAGACUUAGUAAACAGAAGUGGAAGGUCAGCCUUUGAUCUUUCAACUUCAGAUAAAAAAACUGAGAAAACUCCAGCAUGCAUGAAGUUUUCAGACCCCAGUACUUGGUCAAAAGUAAAUCAAAUUGAAAGUCAAACAGCAAGCACUUCAACUUCUAGCAUUUCCUUGUUGCUGAAGGAGAGACCAGUAGGUCCUUUAGAAAACAAAAACAUCAUUUCAGCGACUUUUUGUAAAAAUGUUGGUGUGGAUGAUGUCAGAAAUGAUAUUGGACCAGAUACUACCAGCAUUAACAGAGUUGCUGACACUUUGAAUAACCGGAGUAUCCAUCCAGAUCCCAAGGGAGAGUCCAGUGAAGAGAGGAAUGCAAUUGCGAAGACUUUUUGUGAUUCUUCUUUUCCCACAGAACAUGUGAAAACAGAGCCUCUGAAAUCAACUCUGCUCCAAGGCCAUUUUCAGAAAAUCAAGAUUAAAGAUACUACUGAUUUGGCUGCCUCUUCACCUGGUGAGGAUAAGUGGCAGAACCUCAUAACAAAUCAAAUACAUGAAAUUGAAAAGAUGCUAAGCUUAGAAAAUGAAAACCAGCCUAAAAAAAGAAAAGCAGAAGAGAUGUUAGGAAAACAAACAGAUUAAUGUUGAUAAAUGCUUUCAGUUGUGAAAUGAUGUAACUGAAACACUGAUGUAGUUUUUACUAGAAUGAAAUGACUUACAUCUUAAAGCUUUUCUAAAAGACCUCACUUUACCUACUUUUUCUGUGAUGAAAUAUUACUAUUAUGUAUUUGCUCUGCAGACGCAUCAUUUAAGAUAGCUAUCCUAAUAUUUGCAGU